Messenger RNA from Aspergillus neoniger CBS 115656, 966 nucleotides. Its product is annotated as endonuclease/exonuclease/phosphatase family protein. The coding region runs from base 1 to 966 and encodes 321 amino acids. The record is from RefSeq and is a predicted model, not a curated record. Gene Ontology annotation, cellular component: cytoplasm; PML body. Gene Ontology annotation, biological process: double-strand break repair. The transcript has 2 exons. Gene Ontology annotation, molecular function: single-stranded DNA binding; 5'-tyrosyl-DNA phosphodiesterase activity. Lineage: Eukaryota; Fungi; Ascomycota; Eurotiomycetes; Eurotiales; Aspergillaceae.
AUGACUUCCUCAGCAAAUGUUUCUACACAGUCCCUUCCGUUACCAGCUGAUGCGGAUUCCCCGCCAACUUUUCAGGAAUGGUACUCCUUCGAUGCACUCUCCAACUGUUGGAGCCCACUUCCACCCUCUACCUCAGUGACUUGCGAUGAGAGCACAAUGUCAGCCUCAGACAAAGCGAAACUGAAGAUACCUGCACUUAACCUUGUAACUUGGAAUGUAGAUGCCUUCGCCAAGUUUCCCGAUGACCGUAUGGCCGGUAUCAUUUCCACCAUACGCAAUCAAACACCUCCACCUGACAUACUCUUCUUCCAAGAAGUCCCUAAGGCAGCACUGUUUUACCUCCUCGAUGAACCCUGGAUUCGCGAGGGGGGUCUCGCAUUCAUUACCAUGAUACUCUUAUCCAAAGCCAGUUUCAGUACAGACAGUCGGGACCCAGACAAAGCAUGCCUCGGACCAGUCUGGCGAGUUGAUUAUCCAAGUAAGUUUGACCGAGACGCUCUCUGCUGUGAUGUCUUCAUGCCACAAUCCGCUACCCGUGUCCGUUUGGCCAAUGUGCAUCUGGACUCUCUUGCUUUCCAGCCAAGUUGUCGUCCGCGGCAGCUCGCCAUCGUUGCAAAUAGUCUCCGUUGUGCCGGGCAUGGCUUCGUCGCAGGAGACUUCAACCCUGUCCUCCCAGAGGAUGACAGUCUCGUGGCCACCAACGGUCUGGUAGACGUGUGGAACGAGCUGCACCCCGACGAACCGGGCUUCACCUGGGGUCUUGAUGGUCGGGAACCUUUCCCUCCAGGACGGUUGGACAAAGUGGCCGUUCUUGGCCUGAAGGGGCAAGAGAUGGACAUUCUUCAUCCCGGUGCAAUCAACAGCGCGGGACAGGGUCUACUGCUACGGCAAUUGGAUACCCCCAUGCCUUGGAGUGACCAUUCAGGUCUAAAGUGCUGCUUACGUUUUGCUAAUGAGCCUUUGUAA